Messenger RNA from Colletotrichum truncatum, 1947 nucleotides. Its product is annotated as peptidoglycan binding domain containing protein. NCBI's taxonomy places the organism in Eukaryota, Fungi, Ascomycota, Sordariomycetes, Glomerellales, Glomerellaceae. The record is from RefSeq and is a predicted model, not a curated record.
AUGGAACCUUUGACCCCCAACACCUCAAGCCAAUGGCGGUCUUUUUAUCAAGAGUUCCCAAAGCAUCAUGACCCAUCCAUUUCACCUGCAGGCUCAGCCUCUCCAUCCUACUACGAACAGUCUGUCCCAGUUUUAGAAACAGAAGAAGAAUUUUCUGUCACCUACCGUCAAAGCGCAGAUGACCACCCCUUCAAGCCUCCGUCUCCUUCCAAGAGAAUCAUCAUAUGCUGCGAUGGUACCUGGCAGUCGUCUGUAACUGGCCGGAAGAAUAUUCCCUCCAAUGUCACUCGACUCGCACGUUCUAUUGCUCGUACUGCAACUAUCCAAGAGGACGGAGUAGACAAGAAUAUUCAACAGGUUGUGUUCUACAGUGCUGGCGUUGGCACUGGUGGUGGAACAAGUGUGUUCGACACUCUUCGCCAAGCUACCUUUGGCGAUGGCGUCGACGCAGAAAUUAUCAAAGCGUAUAAUUUUCUGGUCAUGAAUUAUGACGAAGGUGACCAUGUUUUAUGCUUCGGCUUCUCCCGAGGAGCAUAUACCGCACGAUCAGUGGCUGGUCUUGUCGCAGAUAUCGGAAUUAUCAAACCUGAGGAGAUGGACGACUUUCCGGACCUUUACAAGAUGUACCAAAACUACUCCGACGAUCAGACUUCCAGCUUUCGCCAAUCCGAGGAAUAUAGGACAUGGGUCAUGGGCAUCCCUAAAAGAGGUUCUGAGAAGUUGCCAAAGCAUGAUCCCAAGAGAUGGGAAAAAAAGCCUCAUAGUCUUCCCCCAGAAUUCAGCAGGGUUGUUGAAGUAGUCGGGGUCUUCGAUACGGUUGGCGCUUUGGGAAUACCGGGCUUCCGUUUACUUCGAAGCGUUCUCAACUACGUCGCACUGAACUUCCCGUAUCUCGGUAUUGAUUAUGUAGGGUUCCACAACACCUCUUUGAGUAAAUACGUUAAGCAUGCGAUUCACGCGUUAGCUCUCGAUGAGCAUAUUAAACCUUUCACACCAACUCUCUGGCACCUUCCACGAGACAAGAAACUAUUCUCAAGACACCACCGACAAUCGCCCAAAGAGCUAGAGGAGAGGUUCCAAUGGCUUAUAAGACACAAUGCAAGCGAAGAGCAACUCUCAGUAGCAUGGAGCGACUUUAUUGAGGCUGAGAUGGCACAUCAUUUACAAGAUUCUAAACCACAACUACAACAGGUAUGGUUUCCUGGAGGCCACGUUAAUAUCGGAGGCGGCAACCCUGCGAUACUCAGAGGCGUCUCCUUUGAUUUUGAACAACUUGCUCUCAUCUCUUUCACGUGGAUGUGUGACCAAAUCAAACCAUUUGUUCAACUUGACAACAGAGAGAACGAUGGAAGCUUUACAGCCUCAUCAACUCUUGCUGAGCGCGAGAUUAAGUCACGCAGAAACUUGAUUUCUCAAGCAAGACAAAGAAAAAACUAUGGCUCAUUCUGGCCUCUGCAACUUAUGCUCCAGGGGCUAGAAUACAUUGGUGUCUACAGGGCUCCACCAACGUCAACCUUUGACGUGGUGGAUGAUGCCUGGUCCACAGGGCCAAUAGUCGACAUCUUUGAAAUACUGAAAGUUUUGAUUUUCGCUCCUAUCAUUACUUUCUUUCUAAAACUCAUACCCUUCCUAUCAAGUUACAGAACACCUGGUGGAUACCACAAAGGCACAAGAGGGGAAGAACUUGGUGAGACAAACGAAAUGAUUCACCCUGCCGUUGCCUGGCGCCAGAUUGGGUGCCAUGAAUAUCAUCCGAAGUCAUUGGAGGGAUUUACAAGAUGGAAAAAGCCGAAUCAGAAAGGCUCCAGUCUCCCACAAAAGUAUGAAUGGAUGAGAGGGAACGAAAUAAUCCCGGAGUACGUCAUCAAAAGCACCGAUUGCAUAUCACGUCGUCUGGCACAGGAAACAAAUGCAAGAGAAUUCGUGGCCUCACUUGUGAUGGAGUGA